AUGAAUCCUAGGGCCGGUCAUUACUGCGACGGAUUACAGCCAAUUACCGGACAGACAACCGGUUACAUAACCUCAUAUUGGAAAGAAGUACCUGCAAAUGUUCAACCGUCCGAUUGGACCUUGCCGCCUGUGGAUGUUCAAUACCGGAACCAAAUGAAUUGCCGGUGGCAGAUAGUUGCUGAUAAGGGGAAAAUCAUAUCGCUCGAAUUCGAGUUCUUUCACACAGAAUGCGGCUGGGACUUUGUUGAUAUCUACGAUGGACCAGAUACCCAGUCCAGACAGUUGGGACACUUAUGUGGAAACAGGGGCAAGGAAAGGGGCUUCAACGACGUAAUCACAUCGUCUAAUAACUCAAUAACGGUCGUCUUCACAUCGGACGUGGCCAUUACGACAACUGGGUUUAUUGCCAUGUUCAAGGUCAUGGCACAGAUUGCAGCGGGCACCAGUGCCUUGGAGGGGUGUGCCAGUGUGGAAGUGACCGCAGAGGAGAUUUUUGCCAAUUUUGCCUUUACGCCACGAGAGUUUCACUCUGCUGCCUAUUCUCCAGCUCAAGAUACCAUGUACAUAACGUUUGGUGAGAGUGAUAUCCGCGGGCAACCCCCACUGAACGAUAUGUUUGCCUACCAUGUAGCUACCAAUACGUGGGAGCAGAUAACAAAUACGAGUAGCGCGCCCGUCGGCCGGCUGUAUCAUUCGACGUGGGUUACCGAUGACGGUAAUCUCAUAAUGUACGGUGGGUCAUAUCCGAACGGCAUUUCAAAUAAUGAUCUUUGGCGAUUUCGCCCAGAUAAAAAGUCUUGGGACCGCAUUGUAGUACGCUCCGACAUAAAUGACAGAAAAAACUUGCCUCCCGGAAACUUGAACGGGGCUGCGACUGCACUAGUGCGCAAUGGCGGUUCUCCUAUGAUAUACGUAGUUGGUGGGUACACCAACGACGCAACAAGAGGAACUCGUGAAGCGUAUGUCUUUGAUCUUGUCGCAGGUGUGUGGACCCAGCUUCCAUCGGCCCCAGUCAAAACUUUUGGAGCGUCUCUCAUUUACCACCCCGCUACCAAUACGCUUCACCUGAUCGGAGGGUACCGGUUUGAUGUAGGAGAACCCACACUAGGCUAUACCAGUUACGUCUACUCCAUCGACGCAGGGCUAUGGUACGUUGGAGCAUGGCAGAGUUAUACCACGAUGAAUAUCUGGAAUCGUGGUGAAUAUAUCGGAGACGAUGUGGGAGUUGUGACUGGGGGUUUACGACCUCUAUUAGUUCAGAAUGAUAUUGACAUGGAAUGUUUUACGGAGACAGUGAGAGUGCUGGACCUGGCCUGCAACAAGAUUGUGGGCAAGCAAUUGGGCUUUCCCUUUCGUCGAAAAGGUCACUCGAUGGUAGUCACGAACAAUGGUACACUGCUUCUAGCUGGCGGGAGCAAUGGAUUCAACUUGAACGAUAUCGUUUCCGCGCCAUCGAGCAGUCUCAAACCAACGACAUCACGCGAGGAUAGAGAUGCGUGCGCCGUGCAACAGUGGUGUGAGCUUUACUAUGACUGCACGGACUGUCUCGCCAGGAGCUUUUGCGGAUGGUGUGGAGAUCGGUGUGUGUAUGUUGGAGGAGGCACUGCGACGGUGCCGAUGGCGGGAAAUGCGACUUGCCCCGGUGCAGUGUCAAAAAACAUUGCGCAAUGCCCGCUGAGACUCCCUUUGAAACUUUCGAGUCCAGUAAACGCAACAGUUUCUUUAGGUGGAUAUGUUGAUUAUAAAGCCAGCAUCGAUGCCCCAGACAAAGAUCUACUUUUCACUGUUUCUGCAAACCCUUCUAGCGCUCACCUCAACCUCACAAUCAUAUCCAUCCGGCCAAUCGGGGUUGUUUCAUCUGUGACUGGAACUCUGGUUCUCCUUGCGUCAGACUACCGACAGAUACCAGGAGACUACGUUAUCCGUGUCAGCUACCCGGCUCCCGCAAAUCAGAGGCGCCAACUCACACAGCCACCAGCCGUACAGUUCACUCUGCUAGUCGAAACAAGGGUACCAGAGGAAACUGGUAGUGGAACUGGUUCCUCAGGAUUUCGGAUAGAUUCGCAAGACAUUACGACGUUUGUGGUGAUAUUUGUGUCAUCUGUGCUACUAAGUAUGUCUGCUACGUACCUCCUUCGUCGAAUGCGAGAACGACUACGGCUGUUGAGAUUGGUGAGGGAAGGCGAGAUACCAAUUAUGCCUAAAGAGCCUCCGAAGAUUUACGAGGUUGAGCUCGAAAUGACGGGAAUGCCGGGGAGUGAGGCAUUACUACGAAGUCGUGCGAGAGCGCGGGGAUCCGGGGAUACGAUUGGGUCAAUUCCUCGCCGAAAAGCGGCUACAGAUGGUGCAGAAGCGAAAACGGAUCCGGAGGGCUUGGAACUGUAUAACCUGCGUGAAGGGCAGAUUUUGCGUACGGUACAUAUGGACGAUGAGGAGCACAAAGGGGAGUCAAAAACUCCGAGACGUAGAAGUGGAGGACGAUCGGGGACCACAAGCAUAAUACAAUACCCACUCUCCGUCCACCCGUUUUCAUAUCUACCUCAGCAGGAAGGGGAUGCUUCCACGUCGCCAGAAUCGUCAGAUCCUCUAAUAACAACCUCUUACCUCAUCCUCCUCCCAGGGGCGCAUGUUCAAGUUUCUCAAGGGAUGCUGCCUUCUGUCCAAAUUGCGACCGCGGUCCUUUAUGACAAGACAGCCAAAAACUCACGCCAUACGAAUAGUGGUGGACAUAGGCAAAGGGGUCGGGUGAUGCCUGGUUUUAUGAGGGGAAUUUGGCAAUACUGUGUUGACUUGUGGAAUAUUGAGGUUCUUGUCGGCGGACGCUUUUAGAUAGGACGCGGGCGGCGCUAUGUAUCAGCGUCACGAAAAUGAUUAUACUCGAGGUCAUCCAGGACUUCCAAUCAUUGUACAAACGAAGCUAUGCUUGUCGCAUCUGCUAGACACUGUCUCUUUAUCGUGAAUCAUGGCUCCAAUAAAAAUUC
Spizellomyces punctatus DAOM BR117 is the source of this 2981-nucleotide messenger RNA. RefSeq lists its product as uncharacterized. Gene Ontology annotation, molecular function: protein binding. The transcript has 12 exons. The record is from RefSeq and is a predicted model, not a curated record. Gene Ontology annotation, cellular component: Golgi apparatus. Bases 1 to 2829 code for a protein of 942 amino acids. NCBI's taxonomy places the organism in Eukaryota, Fungi, Chytridiomycota, Chytridiomycetes, Spizellomycetales, Spizellomycetaceae.